Messenger RNA from Aspergillus glaucus CBS 516.65, 360 nucleotides. Its product is annotated as SCF ubiquitin ligase complex subunit HRT1. Gene Ontology annotation, biological process: protein ubiquitination; ubiquitin-dependent protein catabolic process. The record is from RefSeq and is a predicted model, not a curated record. Gene Ontology annotation, molecular function: zinc ion binding; ubiquitin protein ligase activity; cullin family protein binding. NCBI's taxonomy places the organism in Eukaryota, Fungi, Ascomycota, Eurotiomycetes, Eurotiales, Aspergillaceae. Gene Ontology annotation, cellular component: cullin-RING ubiquitin ligase complex; nucleus. Bases 1 to 360 code for a protein of 119 amino acids. The transcript is spliced from 3 exons.
AUGGCUGAUGUCGAGAUGAAGGAAGCUGCCGCAGAGCCCGCGGCCAAGGGCAAGGGAACUUCCAAGUCCGAGGGUGCUAAUGAUGGAAAGAAGAGAUUCGAGGUCAAGAAGUGGAACGCGGUUGCUCUCUGGGCAUGGGAUAUUGUUGUCGACAACUGUGCUAUUUGCCGUAACCAUAUCAUGGAUCUGUGCAUCGAGUGUCAAGCAAACCAAGGCUCGUCCACAAAUGAGGAGUGUACAGUUGCAUGGGGAAUUUGCAACCACGCCUUCCAUUUCCACUGCAUAUCCCGUUGGUUGAAGACUCGUCAAGUCUGCCCCUUGGAUAACAGAGACUGGGAAUUCCAGAAGUAUGGUCGGUAA